CCACCAGUGUCCUCAGCAUUACACCCUCGUUUUUAUAUUCUAGUGCUCUCAAAAUGAAUGCUAACAUUGCUUUGCCUUCCCCCAGUUUCCCAUUGCAGGAUGGCGAUGUGUUGCGGGCAGCUUAUAAAACUUAUACCUAUACUUCUGACAACACACAUCAAAGUUGCUGGUGAACGCAGCAGGCCAGGCAGCAUCUAUAGGAAGAGGCGCAGUCGACGUUUCAGGCCGAGACCCUUCGUCAGGAGGAACUUUGAUGUGUGUUGCUUGAAUUUCCAGCAUCUGCAGAAUUCCUGUUGUUUACCUAUACUUCUGAACUACUUUCAGUGCAAUUUCCAUUUAACUAACCUACUUUUGUUUUUUUCUAUUUUAUAUUGCAGAGUUUGUUGUCGUUUGCACGCUGGUUGUUUGUCCUUUGUUGUAUGUGAUCUUUCAUCGUUUCUAUUGUGUUUUUUUUGAAUUUCUGCGAAUAAAAUGAAUCACGGGGUUGUAAAUUUACUUUUGACUUUUGAUCCACGAUCCGGUUCUCCAGCCUUCAGCAACUCCGGGGCUGCGAUGGUCGGCCCGCCCUCCAGCUCCUUCGGCGGUCGGGAGUUGUUGCGUUGCUUUUCGCUCGGCCACCCACCGCCGCCGCCGCCGCCGCCGCUCUGAUCCGCGGAUCCGCCGCCCGCCUGCCUGCGAGCCUGCGAGUCUGCAAGUCUAGGACGUGGGUCGGGGGAUGGAGGCUGUGGAGACUCAUUCCCCAGAGCAACGAGAAUUACGAACCUACAUCUUAUCGGAACAUCGUGUUUUCGUUGAUAACGACACUCGGAGGAGAAGAGAGAGAAUCUAGACGCAUAUUGACGGAGUUUGCUUAUUGCGCUAGCAAAAAGGACACAUCCUAGAGAAGGAACCUCAUCUACUCCAUCCCUCCUCAUGUGACAGAUUGGCCACAUCGCAGAGACCAGUCUGGUGAAUCUGCACGGUGCCCCCUCAGUAGCUAACAAAUACUUUUACUGAGCUGCCACCCUGGCUAUGGCCUCGGACGACGUGGUGCGCUUCCACUUUCCCAACCACGAGGUGUCGAUUCUGCAGCGGAUGAACCAGCUGCGGAUGGAGGAGCGCUUCUGCGACGUGACCAUCGUGGCGGAGCGGCUGCGGUUCCCGGGGCACCGGGUGGUGCUGGCUGCCUGCUCCCCGUUCCUGCGGGACCAGUUCCACAUGAACCCGUCGCGGGAGGUUGAGGUCUUCCCCAUGACCGGAGCGCAGACGGUGCAGCGCUUGCUGCUGUCCUGUUACACCGGCACGCUGGAGUUCCCCUUCGGCGACAUCCUCGACUACCUGACGGCCGCCAGCUGCCUGCAGAUGGAGCACGUGGUGGAGAAGUGCCGCCAGUCGCUCUCGCCGCGGAUCGGACCCCGCCUGCCACCCCCGCCGCCAGGCCCGAGCCCGGGUCUGGGGGGGGACGAGUCGGGCCCGGAACGGGACCGGGACCGGGACCCAGACCGCGAGCGGCCGUGCACGCCGCAGAUUGCCAGCUCCUCUGAGCGCGACGGGCCGUGGGGCGAGGCCAGCGAGUCAGUGAAGCUGGAGGAGGAGCACCAGCAGGAGCCGCCGCCGAGGCCCAGGCCCCGGCCACGACCGCCUGCUGCCUCCUUUGGUCAGGCCGACGACCUGCGCAUCCGCAAGGUAGAGUCGCUGGCCGACUGCAUGGCGCCGGGGUCUGGAGAGGGUCCGGAGCCUGACCCACGCAUCCACUCGACGGUGGGUGGAGGAGGAGUAGGGAGCGGCAGCGGGAGCCACGACUACUCAGAGACUGGCGGCGCACCCUACGACAUGUCCGAGGUCCUCAUCUCGGACGACUUCCCUGAGGAGGACUACGAGAGCUCGGCCAGCGAGGACUGCCGCAGCGGCUUCUACAGGGGUCCCGAGGACCCGGCAUCGCUGCCGCUGCCGCCGCGGCCCGAGGGCCCCGAGGCCGAGCCGGUCCGCUGCUCCGAGUGCGCGGCCGUCUUCGAGCAGCGGGAGCACCUGGCCGCCCACAUGGUGACGCACCGGCUCUACAUGUGCCUCCUCUGUGGCAAAGUCUUCAAGAAGAACGCCCGGCUGGCGCAGCACAUCAACGUGCACACCGGCUUCAAGCCGUACUGCUGUGCCGUCUGCGGCCGCACCUUCACGCAGAAACGCUCGCUAAAGGACCACAUGAACGUGCACAAUGGCGACGCGCCCCACUGCUGCAGCUACUGCGACAUGCGUUUCACCCACUACAGCACCCUGCGCGUCCACCUGCGCGACCAGCACGGCAAGACCACCACCCGUAACCUGGAGAACCGGCCGGCCGAGAUCAGCAUGGUGUUGCCUUAGUGCUCAGCUCCCUCCCCCAUCCAAAAUUCCUCACCCCUCCAGCUUACACUUCCACUCUCUUCACUUCCCUCCUCCCCCUGUCCCCCUCUACUCCUCCGUUCCCCUCGUGCACACCCCAUUAGCUUCACAACUGUACUGCUCCCAGUCGACCCUCCCCUACCCUUUUCCUUUGUCCUCCUCUUUCCCUCUUUUGCCACCAUGUACUUAAUCUCACUCCCACCCUGUUCCUCCCUCCCACCAGGAAACACUCCCUCCCUUCCUCUAAGACCCCUCUCUCCCUCUUCGCCCACCUACAGCCCUCCAUCCCCGUUCCUGCCCGCUUCCCUCACCCUCCCCACCCAUCCACACUCUUCCUUCCUCCUCAGACAUUUCCCGCUUCAUUUCCUCAUCCUCUCCCUGCCCCUUCCCUCACCCUCUCCCCGCCCCUUUCCCCACCCUCUCCCUGACCCAUUCCCCACCCUCUCCCUGACCCCUUCCCUCACCCUCUUCCCGCCCCUUCCCUCACCCUCUCCCUCUAGGACGCCCCCUUACCACCCUCUUCCCUAACCCUCUCGUGAUGGCAGUGGAACUGUUCUCGUUCUCUGUACUCUAUUGGCCUGACUGGAGGCGGGGGCUCCGGUCGUUAUUUUGGUCUGCCUGUAGGCAGGAUUUGCAUCUAUCUGUAAUCUAUAUUUUUAUUCUUAGAGAAAAAGAAAUA
Messenger RNA from Mobula hypostoma (lesser devil ray), 3037 nucleotides. RefSeq names its product zinc finger and BTB domain-containing protein 12-like. NCBI's taxonomy places the organism in Eukaryota, Metazoa, Chordata, Chondrichthyes, Myliobatiformes, Myliobatidae. The coding region runs from base 1012 to 2340 and encodes 442 amino acids. The record is from RefSeq and is a predicted model, not a curated record. Gene Ontology annotation, biological process: regulation of transcription by RNA polymerase II. Gene Ontology annotation, molecular function: protein binding; RNA polymerase II cis-regulatory region sequence-specific DNA binding; DNA-binding transcription factor activity, RNA polymerase II-specific. The transcript is spliced from 4 exons.